GGACACAGAGGAAAAAGAGGGAUUAACAACCCAAUACAAUUACAUUUCAUAAACAUGGAUUUUCCCUUAUUUCCAAGGCUUUUAUUCGUGGUCCUGUUAGUCAUGGUGGUUGGCAAUCAACAAAGUUCAUUGUCAGUAGUAGAUGGCCUAGCAUGCAAUUUGGGCACUCGCUCGUCGCAUCCCCUCCCAGGUGACAUUGUAGUGAAGCUGAUGAAGGACAAUGGGUUCAACAAAGUGAAACUCUUCGAGGCCGACCCUCCAAUCUUGAAGGCCCUUGGAAGAUCAGGCAUUCAGGUCAUGGUCGGGAUUCCUAACGACAUGUUAGCCGCCCUUGCUAGUAGCGUCCAGGCUGCCGAAAAUUGGGUAUCUCAAAACGUGUCCUCGUUUAUCUCAAAAAAUGGCGUCGACAUAAGGUAUGUGGCGGUAGGAAAUGAGCCAUUCUUGAAAACCUACAAAGAUAGAUUCGUGCAGACAUUGUUUCCAGCACUAAAGAAUGUCCAGGCGGCUCUGAUCAAAGCUGGUUUAGGGCGCCAGGUCAAGGUGACGGUCCCACUGAACGCUGACGUGUACGAUACGCCGACCGGCGUCCCAUCCGGCGGCAAUUUCCGGUCCGACAUACACCAGCUCAUGGUCUCAAUCGUCAAAUUCUUAAGCGACAACGGCGGUCCACUCACCAUUAACAUCUACCCUUUCCUGAGCCUAUACGCCGAUCCCCAUUUUCCGGUCGAUUACGCCUUCUUCAACGGCGCAGCUUCCCCGGUGGUCGACGGCUCCACUACUUACACCAAUGUCUUGGAUGCCAAUUACGACACGCUGGUAUGGGCUCUGGAGAAAAACGGGUUCGGGUCACUGCCCAUAAUCAUCGGGGAAGUUGGGUGGCCCACAGACGGCGAUAAAAACGCGAAUGUGGAGUACGCGCGGAAGUUUAAUCAGGGAUUAAUGGACCGUAUAAUUCAAGGCCGUGGAACGCCAAAACGGCCGACGUCACCGCCUGACGUGUAUCUAUUCGGGCUAAUUGACGAGGAUGAGAAGAGCAUUGACCCCGGAAACUUCGAGAGACACUGGGGAUUAUUCAACUACGACGGCACAAUCAAGUACCAGCUCAAUUUGGGGAACAACGGGAGCCUCACCCCCGCGAAAGGAGUCCGUUAUUUAGCCCGCCAAUGGUGCGUAAUGGCGCCGAACGCCAAUUUAAUGGACCGUAAUUUACCUCAGAGCAUCAAUUACGCGUGCAGCUACGCCGAUUGCACUAGCCUCGGCUACGGCUCCUCGUGCGGAACCCUAGACGCCCGCAGCAACGCCUCCUACGCCUUCAACAUGUACUAUCAGACAAUGAAUCAACAGAAAGGCGCCUGCGGCGAUCAGUUCCACAACUUGUCGGUCCUAACGAGGAUCGAUCCGUCGCCGCCGAUGUCGCCGCAGGGGCGGACGUGCCGAUUUGAGAUCAUGAUCGACGUCGGCACGCACGAGAAAAGGUCUCCUUAUCCCGGCACUUCCGCCGCCGCAACGAAGCAUUCUUUUUCAGUUCUCGCCGCCUUUCAAGCUGCGUUCACACUGGUGCUCAUCGCCACUGCACUUCCAUGAUCAUUCCUUUAUCCCGGCCGUAAUUUAUUUCAGCAAAUAUUUUUUUUUCUCGUCUGGUCCUCCAAAUAUCGAUAAUUUCUGAUUGAGCAUUAAAUUAGUUAUAAAUUGUUAAUUAAACCCCUUUCUAAUGGCUAUUGCCUAUUGCAUCCCUUCUAUAGUAGUAUUCCUCCUUUUGUGUUGA
Ipomoea triloba (trilobed morning glory) is the source of this 1765-nucleotide messenger RNA. Its product is annotated as glucan endo-1,3-beta-glucosidase 5-like. NCBI's taxonomy places the organism in Eukaryota, Viridiplantae, Streptophyta, Magnoliopsida, Solanales, Convolvulaceae. Bases 55 to 1584 code for a protein of 509 amino acids. Gene Ontology annotation, molecular function: hydrolase activity, hydrolyzing O-glycosyl compounds. Gene Ontology annotation, cellular component: plasma membrane. Gene Ontology annotation, biological process: carbohydrate metabolic process. The record is from RefSeq and is a predicted model, not a curated record. The transcript has 2 exons.